UCACCUACUGGAGGAUUCAAACCAAGGGAGCUGAGAGGCUGGGGGAAAGGAGAAAGACAGAUGCACAAAAACUCUGUCUUCCUUCUUUUUCCAGAACCCUGUUUGAUUGUCUGCGACAUUUCCUGUGGCUCUGAUUUUAUUACCCUGAGCACUCCCUCCCCCCAUCCCUUCUCCAUGAAAUGUAGUCCAUUACCACCACAAAAAUGAGUGCUUUCUUCCGAAGAUGAAGACAUAAUGAAGUGUAGAGGGGUUCAUUCUUUGUAGUCUGAAGUCCUUUCUUCCACCUUUACAGCACAGUAAGUGUUCAGAAAAUACCUACAUGGGUAAGUGUGGAAUUUCUUUAAUUUGGAAGUACAAUGAAACCUGAGAAUGGACUACAUUUCCUCUAAAUGACUACCAUGGGCCCAGACCUGAAGUGUAAACUUUCAGUUGCUUUGUCUGUUGACAUCUUUAAUGUGAUAGGAGUAGUCAUAGUGAUUCUUAUCAAAUAGUUUUUCUAUAACUAGAUUUGCUUUUUAGUAGAAUAUCCACCUUUUAUUAUUUGCUCCUCAUUCCCACUAUUUGCUUCAUAACUAUGCUUCAGAAAAACUUUGUCAUAUUUUUAUUCUCUCCUACCAUAUGAAGAAAGUGAACUCCAAUUAACUGGUCAUGAUAAAGCUACCAUUGCCUUAGACCUUUCCCUCUGAAAGUAGAAAAGACCAGACCAGACUGUUGAUUCUCUCUUGAUUACUGUUUCUAGGAAUGGCGAGCUUUUUAAGUUCUGGAUGCUCAAGGUGAGUUGUUCAUCUCCUCAACCAAUACCAAGUUACUAACAGACUUGAUAAAAUGCAUAAACACAACCACAGUGCAUCAAUACAUUGUUUUUCAGUUCAUGUCUUGCUCUGUGCUUGUAGUACUGCAUGUAAGCAGAAAUGAAGCUGGUUCAGUUUUUAUUUUUGUAGAAAAUACUUUUGCAGGCAGAAAGUUACUAAUACAAUAAGUAGACUUGCUGUGCUACACCUGUUCUCUUUAUAUUGUAUGAGCUGCGGAGAAGAAAGCAGGUCAGAGAUCCACUUUGGAAUGUUGCCUGGUCUCAGUAACAACUCAGUUUACAUCAUUCACGUUUACAAUCAACAGAAGAGAAUAAAUGUGGAAAAUUAUGGUCCAUUUAUAGCCCAUCAGUCAUCAAUCUCACACUCUAGCAGGAAUCUAGGAAGCAGAAAUACUCGUGAUCCUAAGCAUUUCUGGGUCUCUAGAGAGUGAGUCCUCUGUGUCCCUGAAGACAGUUGGCAUGGCAUUAUCUUUCACUUUCCCUUUUUGAAAUAACUAUAUAACUUUUUUAUGUGUGAAUAGCUGGUAUAUGUAUUACUCCUGAUAUGGUUAUAUCACUCCAUAUGUCAAUAAAGAAGCAGAAGGGUAGGAAUGACCUUGGGAUUUUGAUGAAGGUGAAUCAGGGAGCAUCCUGGAAGCGCGUUGGGCAGCAGAUGACUUUUUCCAAAUAUAGUAGGCUGGCAGUGGUAGAGAAUCACAUGGGUGGUUCUCUUUCCUACAAGUUUUUAAUUCCAGCAGAACAGAUCUGUCUGUUUUCAAGAGGAAAAUGUUGACAUAUCUUGCUGUUUGAAAAAUGUCAUGUUUUCUAAUGAUGAUUCAAUUUCAACAUGUGAAGAAAUGAAAUUACUUCACAAGGAUUAUAGAUCUCCAUAUUAAGUAAAUUACAUCGUAUUCCAUGAAGAAAAGCCUUUCAGGGUAUAAGGGAGCUUUUGAUGCUUUGUACUAUUGAGAAGAACACUCCUUCAGAAAAUGCACAGCUGUGACCAGAGAAGGUAUCAAAUGCUCAGCAGCAGGCCCUAGAGUGAUAUAUCUUAUUUGAAGACUUCAUAUCCAAGAUUUGAAGUCAUCUUUAUCCACAGGCUUAAGGAACUUUCACAAUUUGCAUUGUCAUCUUCCUGAGUGCCCCCACAGAGCAUCCCUGUCCAGCCCUCCAAGGCUCACCCACCCUGCCCAGGGCCCAGGACCCCAUGUCAGCACCCCUGGUGCCCCUGGCUGCUCCUGGCUGGGGGUGGGAUGGGCCCUGGCUGCCAGAUCCCACCCUGACCCACCAUGGGGAGCCCCCCACAGCUCCCAACCCUCAGAGAUGGUUUGUAUUGAGAGAUACUUUGUACUGCUCAGUAUUAUUUAGAGCUAGAGAGAAAUACCUGUAAAAUAAAAGUUUUUUAUGCACUCGCUGGAUUCUCAAGCACCAGUGGACUCUCUACAGCAGAAAGGAAAAUUUAACCAGCUAACGGCUUGUUCCUGUUCUAUGAAAUCAAGAGCUGUGCAAUUACUCUAAUUUGGUAAGAAUCAGGAGGGAAGUGAUGAACAUCAUAUCUUGCAACACUUCCGAUGGCACGACAGUUCCCAAAACACAGUCUGCAAGGGAAACAGCCCUAUUUAUAGGCAUGCUAUCACUUAAAAUCUGAGUCUUCCUAUCUCCUCUGAGCCUGAAGUCUAUGAUAGAAAGGUAAACCAGAUAAAGACAUUCUGAAAAUGAAGAAACAUGGUCAGAUGGUGUAGAAGCAGACAUACGAGCAAGUCAGACUACACAAAUUCAGGGUAGAGUGGUUCACACUGGCAUCCUUCACCUCGAGCAAGUUUCACUGUUCUCUCUCUCCAAGAAGGAAGAGAUGGUGGCUCCUCGUGCACUCAUCUCCAUGACCCAGUGGAUGCUGCUGAUCACCCAGUUGUGUGCUGGCUGGCACUGCACAGACUUGGAAAUGCCAGACUCACCUAUCAGAAAUUUGAUGCUGGAUCAGUGGAAAAUGGAACUGAAUUGGAUGAGCAGCAUGAAUUUCACUGAGGACUGGUGUUCAGUGACUGCAGGAGAUUUUUCCAUGACUGUAAUGGCAGAGGACAUGAAGUGCACAUUUGGAAAUAUAGCACCUCCUCUGCACAAUGGAGCAAGCUUUUCUGUCACAGCUGUGAACAUGAAUGGCACAUACUCAACCGUAUGCAGAUAUAUUCCUCAAGGCAUAAAUGGGUCAGCCAUUGAAAACUUCUCCUGUGUGAUUUAUAACGUUUCCCUCAUGAACUGCACGUGGCAGGCAGGCAGGGAUGCUCCAGAAGACACUCAGUACUUCCUCUACUGGCAGAACUCGAGGUAUGAUGAUGCAAUGGAAUGUGAGCUUUACAUUAGAGAUGAAAAUGGCAGAAACACGGGAUGUAGAUUCCAAAAUGUGAGGAUAGAUGUUAAUAAAGCUUAUUUCCUGGUGAACGGGUCUAGCAAGGACUCCCUGAUCCAAUUCUAUGAUGAGUACAUUCAAUUGUAUGAAAUUGAAAAUCUCAUGCCUCCAUCAAAUAUCACUGUCAAUUGUGAUGAAAUUAAAAAUGAUUGCAUAAUCCAGUGGCAACGACCCCAAAUAAAUCACUCUAACCAAGACAAGUGUUUUAAAUAUGAAAUCAACAUAAAGUAUAAGGAUAAUCCUGAGGGAAAACCCAUAUACGCUUCUAUACAAGAAGGGGGAAGUAGUCACAUAUUGCAUAGAUCCAAUGCAAGAAAGAAGUACCUCUUGAAAAUGAGAGCAGCUGGCAGUACCUGCCUCGUGAGCCCAACCUGGGGGCAGUGGAGUGCACCCGUUGAGUUUGUAAAUGAAGAAAUUAUUUCUUCUUCAGUAUGGAUUUUACUUGUGGUAGCAGCUGUGACACUCUUAAUGGCAAUCAUCACAAUUUUGCUCUGCAAAAGGACUAGCUGUUGGGAAGCAGCAUUUCCACAAAUCCCAGGGCCAAAAAAUGCAUUUAAUGGACUGCCUGAUACAAAUCCAGAGCUGAUGGAGAGCAAAAUUCAGACAAUAACAUCUGAAAAUGAAGAGAUAAUAUUAGUUUCUGAUGUAGUGAAAUAACAAAGAAACUGAGGAAUUUUAAAGUGCAUUUUGUAGCUCAGGCAACUUUAUAUUCCUGUGGAAAGCCUAGAAUCACUUUCCUCCUCCUUUUGGCAAAAACAGAAAUGCAGCCAAGAAAGAAUGAUACCUCACAUGUAAUUUUUUAAAAUGCCAUUAUAUUUUCUUUUAAUUUUGGCUAACUUUAACUGUUUGGGUAACUUUUCCUGAUCGGAUAUCUUCCAUUUGGUGAAUAUGAUUGAAAUAUUUCCAUUGAGAAGUUUUAGGUGCAUUUUAAUUUGUUUAAGGAAAAACAAUGGGUUUGUCUUACAUUAAAAAGAAUAAGAAUGAAUGUAUUGAGAUGAAUAAAUUUUUUUAAAAAAAAAUCGAUGGUGUAUGAAC
Falco peregrinus (peregrine falcon) is the source of this 4232-nucleotide messenger RNA. RefSeq names its product granulocyte-macrophage colony-stimulating factor receptor subunit alpha-like. Gene Ontology annotation, molecular function: protein binding; cytokine receptor activity. Gene Ontology annotation, cellular component: external side of plasma membrane; membrane. The coding region runs from base 2643 to 3854 and encodes 403 amino acids. Gene Ontology annotation, biological process: cytokine-mediated signaling pathway; immunoglobulin mediated immune response. Lineage: Eukaryota; Metazoa; Chordata; Aves; Falconiformes; Falconidae. The record is from RefSeq and is a predicted model, not a curated record. The transcript has 12 exons.